UUCACACAACUCUUAAAUCCUCUGCACACAAUGCAAGGAUUAGGUCUUCUGCUGUAAGACAUAGAAGAAUUCUAACAAUGAAGAUAACUCGUACAGUCUUUGUGCUCCUCAUCCAAACAUUACACUGUUUGGCUUCUGAUGAUUCAUUGUUCCACCUAACUAACAAGGCCACUGGUUUUUGUUUGGUUAAAUAUUACAACCACUGCUUUGACAUAUUACGCUGGACAACUGGUGACCGAAUUAUAGUUCAAUAUGAAAAUAAGUGCCUGGGAGUCCAGGGGAAAAGUGUGGGAAGUGAAGUAAGCCUCUACAAUUGUGAUGAAAACAGCGAACUCCAAAAGUGGGAAUGCAAGAAUAACACAGUGCUCGCCCUCAAAGGCCGAGAGCUUUACAUUGAGCUCACUGCAGAUGGAACAGCAGUUCUCUCCAAAACAAUUGGACCCAAUAACCACCUCACAAUCUCAGGGACGUCCAGUGGUGCUUGCACAAGAACAUACAGAGAACUUUACACCAUUGGAGGAAAUGCAAAUGGUAGGACCUGCAUGUUUCCCUUCCAGUACAAAGACCGGUGGUACACAGACUGCACAACGCAAGACAAAAACCGUCUUUGGUGUGCGGUUGAAACUAAAUAUGAACACGAACUCUGGGGAUACUGCCCGACUAAUUCCAAAGAGCACUGGAAAAAACACAUUGCAACAGGAGCGUUUUACCAGCUCAACACGCACUCCGCUCUGACCUGGCCCCAGGCUGAAGCCAGCUGCAAACAGCAGGGGGCCUCCCUGCUGAGUAUCACUGAUCCUCACGAGCAGGCUUAUGUCACAGCACUACUAAGUACAGAGGGCAGGGGACAGGGGUACAAGCUUUGGACUGGGCUGAUCCGGGAUCCAGACCAUGGCUGGCAGUGGUCUAAUGGGCGGCCAUACCGUUAUCUGAAUUGGGACUCAGGACAUCCACUUUCUAGUCCAGGACACAACUGUGCAAUAGUUGAUGGUGCUGUACAGUACUCCUGGCAAAGUUCAACAUGCACCAAGAAACUGGGGUACAUCUGCUACAGUGAAGGAGCUGUGGCCCCUCCUACUGAAGUUGAGACAGGAUUUUGCUCAAACCCCUGGAUCCCCUACAAUGGCCACUGCUUCCACCUUCAGCGUUCUCCUCAAACAUGGUCUGGUGCUCAGAGAGAGUGCCGCAAAGAAGGAGGAGACCUAGUCAGCAUCCGCAAUGUGGAGGACCAAAGCUUUGUCAUCUCUCAACUUGGAUACGCAUCUACAGAUGAGCUUUGGAUUGGACUGAAUGACAUAAGGACGGAGAGGCUGUUUGACUGGAGUGACCACUCUACUGUCAGUUUCACCAGCUGGGAGUAUGGGGAACCUGAUAUUUCCACUGAUUCAGAGGACUGUGUUCUAAUCAGGGGAGAGAAAGGGAACUGGGCGGAUCGCUCGUGUGAUGAGAAACAUGCCUUUAUCUGUAUGAAGCAGAGUGCCACUGAACCCACGGGAGAUGAAGUAGAAGUGGAUAUAGGCUGCAAAGUUGGUUGGAAAAGGCAUGGCUCCUACUGCUACUUUGUCGGAACAGAGACAAAGACGUUUGAUGAAGCUAAAGACGACUGCAAGAGCUCAGACUCCUACUUAGCAGAUGUUUCCAGUGGGGUGGAUAAUGCAUUCCUUGUCAGCUUGGUGGGGUUGAGACCAGAGAAAUACUUCUGGCUGGGCCUCUCAAACCAGAAAAACAUUGAUGAAUUUGUGUGGACCAACACAGACUCAGUGAGAUUUACUCACUGGAACGCUGAAAUGCCAGGUUACCAACAGGGCUGUGUUGCCAUGACAACUGGGGUUUUAGCUGGCCUCUGGGAUGUGCUGCCCUGCACCAAUAAGGAGAAAUACAUCUGCAAACACCUGGCAGAGGGGGCGGUUUUGACUGUUGCACCACCAACUCAAACCCCUCCCCAGUGUGAGGACGGCUGGACUCGAGUGGGAACAAGAAACGUCUGCACUAAGUUGUUUUCUUCAAACAAGAGGACGUGGUAUGAGGCCAGAGAUUACUGCAGGGCCAUUGGAGGAGACCUGCUCAGCAUCCACAGCGAUGCUGAGCUACUAGUGAUGCCAAAACGCCAUGAAACAGUCUGGAUUGGACUUAGUGCCCCUGACCCAGUCACCGGUUAUGUAUGGAGUGAUGGAUCACCAGUAAAUUUUCAACACUGGGAGGAUGGAGAGCCAAACAAUAAAAACAAUGUGGAAUCUUGUGCUGAAUUCAAAAUGUAUAAGCGUAGUUGGAGUGGGUCUUGGAAUGAUGUGCACUGUGAGACGUACCAUGAAUGGCUGUGCCAGAUCCGUGCAGGAGUGACUCCAAAGCCGCCUCCAGACCCUGUCACUCCUGACUUCAAUAAGACGUCAGAUGGGUGGCUGGAAUGGAAUGGGAAUCAGUAUUAUAUUAACAACAUAUCGCAGGCCAUGGAAGAAGCUCGUCACUUCUGCAAACAGAGGCAUAGUGACUUGGUAACUAUCAACAGUGAAGCUGAAAGUAUCUUUCUGUGGAAACAGAUAUCCCGCAGAUUUGAGUCUUACUGGAUUGGCCUGACAGUAGACCUUGAUGGAACAUUUGAGUGGAUGGAUGGUUCUCAAGUGGUGUUUGAAAGGUGGAGUGAAGGUCAGCCUGAUUUCAAGAAUUAUGAUGAAAAUUGUGCUGCCAUGGAGCAUUCUACUGGGUUCUGGCAUGAUUAUAAUUGUGGGCAUGAGUACAAGUCCAUUUGUAAACGCAGUGCCUCCCCACCUGCCAACGCAACUGUGGCACCCACAAUGGCCCCUAAAGGUGGUUGCCCACCCCUCUGGAAAAAAUUCAACUCAAAGUGUUACAGCAUCAUUAACGACCAAAAAUUAACAUGGGAUGGAGGGAGGAAACAAUGCCAAGCUAUGGGUGGAAACUUGGCCUCUAUUCCCACAAGACAUGUGCAAGUGUUUUUGAUGAGUCAAAUGGCUGCCACACCAACUUCAGACCUUUGGAUUGGUUUUCGCACUGUAGAUCGUGGUGAAUUUUAUUGGACUGAUGGACGACCGAGGCAAUAUCUCAACUUGCUUACUACAGGACGCCUGUCUGUUGAUCCACUGAUUUAUAGACACUUUUUGUAUCAUAGAUCUAGGAAAGCAAAGAUUUACAGAGAUUUAUGGAGAUAUUGGAUAAUGCGUGAAAAAUCGAAGAAUAUUUGUGUUGUGAUCAAUACCCAGUCUUCCCUUGCUAUUGGGAAAUGGAUAAAGAAGUCCUGCAAUGACACCAAUGGAUUUGUCUGUCUUCGAAAUGUUGACCCUUCUUUCCCGGACUCCUCUGAACCAACAACUUCUAUCGACUAUGUCAACAUUUGGAAUGACUCAAUCAAGGCUGUUACUCAACAAAUGACCUGGGAUGCAGCCAACAAGCACUGUGAAGAUGAUGGCGCCAACCUCCCUAGCCUGCGAAAUGAGUGGUCACAGGCCUAUGUUGAGCUGCUGGCUUUGAAUCUAAAAUCUCCUAUUUGGAUUGGACUAAACAAAGUUCUGACCAAUGGGUAUUUCAGAUUUAUUGAUGGCUGGCACCUGAGCUUUUCUCACUGGGGUGAAAAUGAACCAAGCGGGGACAGACCUUGUGUGUACGUGGAUGUGGAUGGAAAAUGGAAAACAGCUGUCUGCAACCAGACCAUGAACAGUGUUUGUAUGAAGUCUACAGAUGUGCCACCAACCGGGUCAAGUUUUUUUCCAGGCGUUUGCCCUGAUGACCCAGAUCCUCUGGGCAGAGGGCAGAAUUACAUCUGGCUACCAUUUAAGGGUUACUGUUACAUAUUUUUCACAGAAGAGGAAGAGUGGGCAGAUGCAUCUGCUAGCUGUGUUAGACAUGGUGGAUUACUAGCCAGCAUUGAAGAUCCCUCUGAGCAAGACUUCAUUCAAAGCAAUGCAAGAAUAUUUCAAGACAGCCACACCUCUUUCUGGAUUGGCCUGUAUAAAACUCACAAAGGGGAGUGGUUGUGGUUGGACAAAACAGUCAUGGACUACACUAAUUGGGGUGAAGGUCCACCUAAUCGUCACAGCCAUGGAGAUAUAAGUACUUCAGAUGGGAUAUGGAAGGCAACAUAUGGGUGGAAUAAACAACCAUACAUCUGCAAAACGCCCAAAGUAUUACCACCAACGCCAUCCCUACCAUCGCCAGCUGUACUUGAUCCUCGUCACCGUGGCCACACAGCUUUGACAGUUGUUCUGGUCAUUACUGGGAUUGCCAUAGGGGCAGUCGUUGCCUUUUUCCUCUUUGUGAAAUCCGGUCAACGCUUACCCAUCCUUGAAGGGUUAAUCACCUUUGACAACCCACUAUUCUUCAGCAACGAGCGGUUCCAGUCUGAUGUGGUUGACACCAAUAAAUUGGUAGAGAAUGCAGAGGAAGAGAACCCUGAACCUCUUAUAAGGAUGUGAUUAAAAAAAACAUCCCUAAUCGCGGAAUCUAAUGGGUCACAUACUACCUAUAACUAGGCCUCAUGGUUUAUGUCUUUCUCAUUUGCAUGGCCAAUGAUUAGUUUGUUCUUAAAUAGUGGGCGUUCAAUUGAGUUUGCAAUGAGUCACUAAAAUGAAAAGCAGUUUAGACUGCCUUAUUUGGCUGUAGUUAAUUGAAGUUAGUUUUAAAUUAUAUUUCAUCAUGUUCAGCUUUUUUUUUUUUUUU
Messenger RNA from Micropterus salmoides (largemouth bass), 4671 nucleotides. Its product is annotated as macrophage mannose receptor 1-like. NCBI's taxonomy places the organism in Eukaryota, Metazoa, Chordata, Actinopteri, Centrarchiformes, Centrarchidae. The coding region runs from base 78 to 4427 and encodes 1449 amino acids. The transcript has 32 exons. The record is from RefSeq and is a predicted model, not a curated record. Gene Ontology annotation, molecular function: signaling receptor activity.